Portunus trituberculatus (swimming crab) is the source of this 6382-nucleotide messenger RNA. RefSeq names its product KAT8 regulatory NSL complex subunit 1-like (gene nsl1). Gene Ontology annotation, molecular function: histone acetyltransferase binding. Lineage: Eukaryota; Metazoa; Arthropoda; Malacostraca; Decapoda; Portunidae. Bases 574 to 4059 code for a protein of 1161 amino acids. Gene Ontology annotation, cellular component: NSL complex. The record is from RefSeq and is a predicted model, not a curated record. The transcript has 12 exons.
GGUUGAGGUAUAGAGAGUGUAAUAAGAUGGGAGGUGGAGCGGGCGAGGCGGGGUGACCAUGGCGGCUGUGUCACGUGGUCCGGCCUGGCUCAGUGUGGCACAGAACGCCGUCACGCAAACACCUCCCAGCUAGACACUCCUCCCACACUGCCCCGUGAAUGACUUCCCAAAUCCCAUGAUCCACAAUGUGCCAAGAGCCUAUUCUGUGCUGCUCGUGUCCUUAUGAACGCCCCUUGAUGUGAAUUAUAUGAAAGAAAAAAUUAUGGUGUUAUGAUGUAUUAGUUUUUGUCCUUGUGACUGGUGUUUGUGGUGCGUGCGGGCCCAAUGGUUGUGCUGGUGUGGCUAUGAUGUGGUUGACGGUGAAGUGCCAGAGUCUGGGGCGUGGUGAGCCGCCCCCGCGUGGCGUCCGUGUGUUGCAGUGUGCGACCAGUGUAGUGCCGUGUUCCGUCACCUUGUCCUGCGUGCCCAUCAUGUGGCGGGCGGCGUGACUCGUGGGUGGCAGGUGUCGUGGGCGGUACCAUGGGCGGCAGUUAGCAGCGCGGCGCGGGUGUGUCGCGGGAGUGGGCGGCCGUAAUGGCCCCCGCCCUCACUGAGGCGUCCGACCCGCAGACGUUCCACGUGGCUGCCCACCAUCACCACCACCACCAUCACUCCUCCUCAGGGCGCCCCGGCCAAAGCCCCUCGGGCCGCAGCAGCUCCCCGCCCGCCACGCACCUUCCCCUUCAGUAUGGCGGGCUGAAGGAGCCUCACGACUGCACCGACGCCCACUUGGCCGCCGCCCUCGCCAACUGUUCGCGUCGAGCCUCCCGCCCCCCAGGCGCGGGUGGGUUGGCGUGCGGGCGGGAGGGCUGCGACCCUCCCCCACGCCCUCACGCCACCCAUACUACCAUGGACCCCCCGUCGGGCCCUCCGUCUCAGUGUGAAGCAGAUAGUAGCACCACCACCACCAACACUCAGCAGGAGAGUAGCGAGGCUGCCACCAUGGGCCAGGACACGACGCCUGACGCCAUGGCGCCCCACAAGUCUCCUCGGCCGCCAUCCCAUGACGGGGAUCUCCUCGCACUUAUCGGUCGAGACUUCCCUAACAUGAACGAGAUCAUUGACACCCUAACCCGCCUGGCGGACAACCCCGAGGUGCUGGCGGCGGUGGACAACGCGGCUGAUCAGCAGCAACAGCAGCAGCAGCAGGAGCAGCAGCAACAACAGCAACAGCAACUGCAACAACAGCAGCAACAGCAACCACAACCGCAACAGCAGCAGGAUGAGGUGCCCAAAGAGGAGCGAGCCAGGCUCCUCGUCGAGGAAUUAGGGCGUCGUCAAUGGCUUUUAGAGCGGCGCCAAGCUCGCCUGCAGCGUCGCCUCCGCCGAGUCACUUCCCGAGGUUUGAGCGCCACCGUGUCUGGCCAGCUGCGGGAUUUGCUGGACCAUGGGCAUGCGGUUCUGGCCCAACAGCGGGAGCAGCAGGCGCCCCAAGAUGAAGGGACAGCGCCUCCUACUCCUCCGGAGGUGAACCUAGAGACAUUACGGGCGGAUGCCAUGCGAAGCAUGUCCACCACGGCCUUGGUAAACCUGGUGCGGCGAGUGGAGGCGUCCCAGGGGCUGGCCAGGCUUGCCUCAGCCUCACACCGUGGCCCAGCCCGCACCCAACAGACCCCCGCUCCCUCUCCUGCCCUACCGGAACACACUCGGGUGGAGGUGGGCGCUGUGGUGGGUGAAAUGCAAGCCGCCGCACACGCCCACACCCACCACGACUCCGACGCUACCGAAACUUCCUCGGGAGGGGAGUCUUGUGACGAGCUGGAGGGCUUCCCAGACACCAACACCAACUACACUCCAGUGCAGGAGCGGGCGUUUGCGAGGUAUUGCCGGGCGCGGGCGUGGGUGGCCUCCCGCUGGACGUGGCUGCAGGCCCAGAUUGCUGACCUUGAGUACAGGAUUCUUCAGCAACACAAAAUCUACUCACACAUACGCAACACGAAGGGCGCGGUGCAGGUGGAGGAGGCCGGCCGGUGGAAGAGUGUGGCGCUGCGUGAUCCCGCCCACCUCGACAUGCAUGACCCCGCCCUCACUUGCUUGGCCGCCCCCACCAACCGCACCGCCGUCAAUGGCUACCACAGUCGGAUGGAGGAAGCCGUGGGCGUGGGCGGGGGCGCGGGUGGGUGCGAGGCGGGCAGCGCAUCGGCACGCACUCAGGGCAUACGGGCGGUGAAGCGACGGCGUCUGGUGAGGGCAGGAGCGGGUCUCUGUGCCGGACUCAGACGGGGAGGCGGCAGCGGCAGGAUCCCCGCCGUGCAGUGCAAGUGUGUCCCGCCCCUCACCUGUGUGCUCUGUACGCGGCUACAAGGGGUGACGCCCCCCGCCGCGCCCCCAGACCCCUACACGCAGCCGGCCAGCGAGCGCCACGCGAGGGUCGACCCCACCUAUCACCCGGUGCUCUCCCAGCCGGCAGAUGUGUCUCUCUCCGAAAAGUUUGACGUCAUGUUGAAGACGAUGGACUGGCAGAGACAAGCACUCACCACCAAGACACCUCAGCUGAAAUCCGUGAGGGAAAACUUGUACGUGGAGAAGAAAAAGAAGAAGAGUAAAGAUAAGGAGGUGAAGAAAGACCACAAGAAGCAUAAAAAGGAUGGCAAGGGAAGAAUAACUUUGAAGUUGAAGAGAUCACUGUUUACUGGAGAGCUAACAAAAGAUGGAGACUCUAAAAGGAAAAAGUCUUCAUCUCAAGAGCCCAUAUGGUCCCCGGUAGCACUCAGCAGCGGUGUUCUCUCCUCAGUACCGGCCAAGAAAGUUCGGGUUGAGGAGGAUGACGACUCCAGCUCAGUGUAUGGCAGCAGCCUGCACUCCUCACCCACCGCCAGCCCAGCUCCCAUUGACCGCUCUUCCCACAAGAGACAGUCAACCUCAAACCAGAAAAAUAAACAGACCAUCAGUUCAAAUUCGUACGACAUCGACAACAUCGUGAUCCCACACAGCAUGGCUGCCUCAACACGUGUGGAGAAACUAGAAUACAAAGAAAUCCCAACUCCCAAGUGGAGGAUAGUCCCUUACGUCCCCAAUAAUGUUUAUAGUUCAAAAAGUGCUAGUCAUGAGGAGGAGGAUGAAGACGUUAGUGAAGAAGCAGUGGCUGCCCGUCACAGCCGCAGUGAAGAAUUGGAACGGAAAAAGUUCCUCCAGUACCUCCACAUGCAGGUGACAUCAAGGUCUUCCCGCUCCCGACGAACAGACUCCUCAGGAACUAACACGCCAGACCAUCCCCUGUCACCACGUCCUCCAGACCCUGCCAGUGACACUAUCUCUCCCUUAGCUACCCCUCCCACCACACCCUUGGCCCCCUCAGAGGAUUCCAAUCAGUCCUCCUCCCUCCCAACAGUUGCCAGUAUUCAGAGUUCCAGCUGUAGUACAUCAGGUGCCACCAGCUCUAGCUUCACCACUCUAGUUGCUCAGGCUGGGCUAUCCACCAUAUCCCCUCAACCCUCACAGCAACAACAUCAACAACAGCAGCAACAUCAACCUAGUCAGCUUCUCAUUCAUAAUUCCCAGAUUUCCUCUAACUCCAUUUUAACGCACCUUCCCUCUACAUCAAUAUCCACUGCCUCGUCGAUAACCACCACAGUAUCCUCCUCCCUGUCUUCAUCCACACCCUCGUCGAUAGCCACAUUCUCGUCGCUCCUGUCUGGGGCACGCCGGAACCGCACCUUCAGCAGUAGCAGUGCCACCAAGAGUAAGGUAUCUGCUGGUGUGGAGGAGGGUGCUCCUGAGAGAUUAGAGGGCAUGACACCUUAUGAACAACGUGUCUUCCCACUUAAUGAUGCCGAGUUAAUGCUGAUAACACGGGAGACAGAAGACUGUGAUAUAGGUCCUCCAAGCCCACCCUUUGAUACUUCAGCCAAUGAUGCCAAUAACUGUGAAGAGAGUGGCCGCAGCACCCCCAUGAGUGAGGUGACAGACUCUGCCCCGGAAGAGGAUGGAGAGUUUGACGACACAGCUGCUCCCAAGUGGACCAUCUCGGGACUGAAGGAUGCCACCGGACAGUGUGUGCUGCAGAUUCAUCGCAACUGACGGUGGCCUACCUCGGAUAAAGUGGACUACAGGAACUAAGAAUUAAAGGUGUACAAAAAAUGUCUAAACAGAUGAUGAAGUUUUAUAUCUUACUUUUAUUUAUUUAUUCGAUCUCUUUCAUAGCCAAAGGAAAGGAAAUGGGAUCCUUUGUACAUCAAAAUUAUAUUCUAUUUUAUAAUUGGUGAUAGAUUCAAUGUUACUGACUAUGAAAUUCUUUCAUUGUUUAAGUGGACAGGAUAGGAACCAAUAUGGUAAGGCAAAAAAAGAAACAAAAAAUAAAACUAAAAAAAGAGGGAGAGGCAAGUUCAUUAUAUACUAGCAAGAAUCAAGAAUCUAUUCACAGUGCUCUUUCCAUUGGAGCACUUCACUCCGCCCUGCUAGUUACCCACCAGACAUUGCUUUAAGGCAUCACUACACUGCACUGUUAGGCAUCCUGGGCCGUGCUAUGCGGGAUGAGUGUUGUGUGAGCAGUAGUUGUGGAAUGUAUUUCAGGUAUGGACUAAGCUUUUGCCACUCAUUUAAUCUUCAUCUGGCAUAAUCACAUGCAGUUCAGAAUGCAAACUAAUGCUGUCUGAAGGUGAACUUCUGAUGUCUUCAAGGAUGUAGAGGCUUGUCAAGGGAAGGUUCAGCACUCCCAGUAAGUAGAGGUGUAGGAUGUCAUACCUUCUUGUCCCUGUGUUAGAUAUAUAUUUCUGAGUAACAAUGAGGUCUACCAAAAAAACAAGUUGGUAAUUAUUGACAAGUCAAGUUUAUUAUACAUGGUAUCAGUGCCCUUUUGAAUUUUCUAUUUUAGUAUUUCAAUUUUCUCUGUCACUGGGCAAGAUAGGCAUGUUGAAGUAGGUAGAUUAGGCUGUGGCACAUGUGGGUAGCCUCCCUGCAUGAUGAGACUGAAUUUUAAGAGAUGAAAACAAGUGAUAAAGUUUUGCAGUUUGCUUUGUAUAGAAGAUUAGAUUACAAGUAUGUUUAGCAUGUAUUAAUCAGUUCAUACUGAAUGUAGAAAGGGAACCUUUCACAUUGAAAGACUUCCAAGGAAAUGAGCAGUACGGAGUGAUUUUCAGUUGUUUACGGUGGUAGUGAGCUGGUGGUGUGUAAUGGCAUACCAAUCAAGGUUUGAAACCUUUGUGGUGUUAUGCUUGACGUCUUAGAAGUACUGGUACGGUGGAUAUUGGCAUGUAGAAUGGAACGUGUGGACCGGAGGAAUUCAGUUAUCUGUUCAGGAUAUGCGAUCAUGUGUAUUAAGUGCAUAUUUGUUGAUUUCAAUGCCAAAGUGUUCAGAGGGACAGAGAAUAAUUCCCCACUUUCAAAUAUCAUCCAUAAUCAUUUGUACAAAACAUUUAAUUUGACUUUUUAUUUUUUUAUUUAUUUAUUUAUUUAUUUAUUUAUUAUUUUUUUUAUUAUAUUCUCCCCCCCCUCCCUCAUGGAUAGACCACCUACCGCUUUGUGUGUUGAACUUUGAGAUUUGUUGAAGUAUGGUUUGACAGAGGUUGUUACAACAGCUGUGUUAGUGCUGUGUGCAUCAAGACUCCAUAAUAUACGAGUAAAUACUUUGAACUAUGUAUUUGGAUAGCCCAGUGCUUUAUGUGCUGAUAGAUUUCGAUGUUGAAAUGCUGGAAACAUGGCUAGCAUAGCUGACCAUUAUUUGGAAUGAAUGUUUUAAUGAAAGGGGAGCAGUUGUUCACAUGCUAGCUAGCAUUUCCAAUAUCAAGAUGGAGCUCCUGAGGAAAGAGCAUCUGUUUCAGGAGUAACAAUGGCCUUUAUAAAGACUAAAUCGGUCCUCUUUCCCAGCUGCGCCUUAUGCCUGCAGUGGCGGCACAGCUCAAUAUACGCUUAUGUAAUAUGUGUCAUGGACUCCGAAUAGCCCAUUGUACUGUUUGUUUUCCUGAAGGAAAAGUAAUGUUUCCCCUUUGUUAUAUUUUCAGGUAUUUUAUGUCUGUACUAAUUGCUCUAGUGACGUUAAGGGAAAGGUGUUUAUGUUGAUGCUCUUGAGGAAGGCUCCUGUGUAAGAGGUUCUGUCAAAUAUUACUACUAGAUAUGAAAGUAUUUGUAUUUUAUCAAACUUUACCCAUCAGGUUUUUUUCAAUGAAUUAUAGCAUGUCCUCUUUAGAAACAAAUGAUCCUGUUUUCGUUUAGUUGUAUCUGUAUAUACCAUUUAAAUUUCAAUAUAGGAUGGGUACAAUGGCAUUUGUAAAUAAUGUAUAGAUUCCAAUUUGAACAAGUAUUUAUAUUAUUCAAUGUUUCAUUGAAGUUAAUACUUGUUGGCUGAUCAAGAAAAAGCACUGUCCUAAGUCAUUUCAAAAGAAAAAAAUAUAAAUUGAACACUGUC